GUUAAGACUUCUUUUUGGUCCUCAUUUUGGUGAUUAUAACUUUCCCCUUUGCUUUAUUUUAAAUAUUUUUUUAUUAAGCACUGUAAUCACUCUCUCUUCUUCAGUCAGCUUAUGCACUCUCUUGCCUUCUAUCUAUCUAUAAAAGCAAAUCAAUCAAGUCUAAACUGUUCUGAAUUUCUAUCCCUUAAAAAAAACCCUUUUUUUUCAACCAUGGCUGACUACCCUUACUCCAAUUUCUUCUCAGGUUGGUUCAAGUUCAACCCUCUUCAACAUUACUCAUCUCCAGACACUCCUCCCCAGCAACAACCUAAUUUCUAUACCCAAAACUUAUAUAGCAACACCAACUUCGUGAGAAAUGAAACCAGCAAUUUUAACCCCCUUUUCCAUUACCAAACCACCUGCUCAUCAUCAUCGUCAGCUCCUUCCCCUCCUGUUAGAGAAGCCUUACCACUAUUGAGCUUGAGUCCCACAAGGCAUGACAAAGAGGACCAGGAACAGGAUGAUGAAGAACAAGAUCAAGAUCAAGAGCUAUAUGCUUGCACUGCCAUGGAUGUAGACAAGAGAAAAGGGAAAGAGGAAGUGCGGAGGCUGCUCUUGAGUAAUUACAACAGUGGUGCUGCUGCAGCAGCAGCUGUUGAAGAUGAAACUGUUACUGUUGCACUGCAUAUAGGGUUACCAAGCCCUAGUGCUUCAGAGUUGGCUUCAGUUUUAUCAUCUUCCUCAGAGAUCACAGACAAAGAUGGGGAUGGUGAUGAUUCUGGUUACCCAUUUAACAGACUCAACAAGGGACAAUAUUGGAUCCCUACCCCUUCUCAGAUUCUUAUUGGCCCUACACAGUUCUCUUGUCCUGUUUGCUGCAAGACCUUCAAUAGAUACAACAACAUGCAAAUGCAUAUGUGGGGGCAUGGAUCUCAGUAUAGGAAAGGGCCUGAAUCACUAAGAGGAACACAACCAACAGGAAUGCUAAGGCUUCCUUGCUAUUGUUGUGCACCAGGGUGCAGGAACAACAUUGAUCAUCCAAGAGCAAAGCCACUCAAAGACUUCAGAACCUUGCAAACACAUUACAAGAGGAAGCAUGGGAUCAAGCCAUUCAUGUGCAGAAAAUGUGGCAAGGCAUUUGCUGUGAGAGGAGACUGGAGAACCCAUGAGAAGAACUGUGGAAGGCUCUGGUAUUGCAUUUGCGGCUCCGAUUUCAAGCACAAGAGAUCUCUUAAGGACCACAUAAAGGCUUUUGGGAAUGGCCAUGCAGCUUAUGGCAUCGAUGGCUUGGAAGAAGAUGAUGAUCCUGCAUCUGAAGUGGAACAAGAUAAUGAUUCCAUGCAUUAAUUGAAUAAAUGGAAAAAAAA
Molecule: messenger RNA, 1346 nt
Organism: Durio zibethinus
Lineage: Eukaryota; Viridiplantae; Streptophyta; Magnoliopsida; Malvales; Malvaceae
Biological process (GO): regulation of gene expression; anatomical structure development
Cellular component (GO): nucleus
Molecular function (GO): DNA-binding transcription factor activity
Source: RefSeq, a predicted model, not a curated record